AUGAUAACAACAAUGAGGACGAUGACGAAGGACGACAACAACAAGAAUAAUAACGACAAGCAGGAUGACGACGAUAAUGAGGACGACAACGAUAAGGACGAUGAUGACAAGGACAACAAUAAGGACGACAAUGAGGAUGGCGACAAGGAUGAUAUUAACACCCAUAAGUUUACGACCAUCUACUUGAUAAUGUCGGGAGAAUUGUAA
Molecule: messenger RNA, 207 nt
Organism: Colletotrichum karsti
Lineage: Eukaryota; Fungi; Ascomycota; Sordariomycetes; Glomerellales; Glomerellaceae
Exons: 1
Coding region: 1-207 (68 amino acids)
Source: RefSeq, a predicted model, not a curated record